UGUGGUGUCGGCGCGCGCGCAGCGGUUCGGCCGCGUGCGCCGCAGCGGUUCUGCACGAACCGCGUGUGACGCACACAAAUGUGUCGUGCACCGGCGGCGCUUUGCGCAGCUCCUGCACUGCUUGCCAAGCCUGCCUGCCUGCCCAGGCUUUGCUCGGCAGCACUGCGCGCCGACGCGGCGCUAGCUCAACCAAAGCGCACGUUUCGUUUGACAGCGUGCUCGAGACGAUUGAGAACCAACGAAACCCAGCCCGCCACCGACCCGCGACGCUGCCACAAGAGGCUGCCAAAAAACAGCACUCCCUCUAAACGAGCGCGCGGAACGAUGUCGCAGCACGUCGCCAAGCUCGAGGACGGCACGGAGAACCACCUGAAGACGGGCGGCGAGCAGAUCACGUACGCGAACAAGGCGACCGCCGGCUCCGUCGACCCCCGGUGCAAGGAGGUCUUCACGCAGCUUAAGAUCCGGAGGAAGCACCGGUACGUCGUGUACAAGAUCGACCCGGAGACGGAAGCCGUCGUCGUCGAGACCAUUGGUGAAAGGGACGCGGACCUCGACGCUUUGUUGAGAGCAUUACCGGACGCCGACUCGCGCUACGCCAUCUUCGACCACGCCUACAAGACGUACGACGGCCGGCCGGCGAACAAGUUGUUCUUCCUGUCGUGGUUCCCGUCGAACGCGACGCCGUACAGCAAGAUGGCCUACACGCACGCGAAGGAGCACGUGCGCGAGGUCUUCACGGGCGUCUUCGACAUCAUGGCGCGGACGACGGACGAGGCGCGGUCCCUCGUCACGGGCGAGGCCGAGUCCGAGAGCGACCAGGAGUUCGACGACGACGACUUCUGAGCUAUGUGCCCCAAGUGUGUAAGAUAGUUAAU
Pelagomonas calceolata is the source of this 878-nucleotide messenger RNA. The record is from the annotation of a GenBank genome assembly. NCBI's taxonomy places the organism in Eukaryota, Pelagophyceae, Pelagomonadales, Pelagomonadaceae.